Molecule: messenger RNA, 891 nt
Organism: Lindgomyces ingoldianus
Lineage: Eukaryota; Fungi; Ascomycota; Dothideomycetes; Pleosporales; Lindgomycetaceae
Product: S-adenosyl-L-methionine-dependent methyltransferase
Exons: 7
Coding region: 1-891 (296 amino acids)
Molecular function (GO): methyltransferase activity
Source: RefSeq, a predicted model, not a curated record
AUGUCCGUCACUGAGUCUGUCUACGACUACAAGUACGAGAACGGGCGUAGGUAUCAUGCGUAUUCCGAGGGCAAAUAUCCCGUUCCGAACGAUGAGGUAGAGAAAGACAGGCUUGUCUCAGACCUACAACACCAUGCUUUUCGCUUGACGCUAGAUGGGGCUCUAUAUCGUGCGCCGAUCCCACAAGAUGUUCAAAACGUCCUGGACGUUGGAACGGGAACCGGUAUAUGGGCGAUAGAAUUCGCAGAGGAGCAUCCAUCUGCACAAGUUCUGGGGACGGAUCUUAGGCAUCUAAUAAUUAGCAGUCCUAUCCAGCCUACAGAAGUCCCUCCAAACUGCAGCUUCCUAGUUGACGACUGCGACAAAGACUGGGUGUUUCGUGACCAGUUUGACUUCAUUCAUACACGAGCCAUGGUAGCCGCCAUAAAGGACUGGGACCGGUUCCUUGGGCAGGGUUAUGCAAAUCUCAAACCCGGAGGAUAUCUCGAACUUCAAGAGAUCACGUUUCCAGCUCUGUGUACUGAUUCUUCAAUGACACCAGAGACAUCGCCGCUCCUCCGAUGGUCCGCUCUCUUCACAGAAGCUGCCGACAUGAUUGGACUGGAUGCAUCAGGCCCGCUUAAGCUCGGUCCGAAGCUUCGAUCCGCUGGUUUCGUUGAUAUUCACGCUAAACAGUACAAGUGGCCUGUUGGGCGCUGGGCCAAGGGCGAUAAAAUGAAGCUACUUGGGAGGUUUGUCAUGGAGGAUCUAAUGGACUGGUUGCCCAGCAGCGCGAUGGGUCUUUUCACUCGUGUGCUGAAGUGGAGUCGGGAAGAAGUCGAACUGUUCUUAUCUACGGUAAGGAGAGAAUUAAAAGAGGAAAAAUCGCGUCACUUCUAUGCGAACGUGUGA